Molecule: messenger RNA, 1038 nt
Organism: Meloidogyne enterolobii
Lineage: Eukaryota; Metazoa; Nematoda; Chromadorea; Rhabditida; Meloidogynidae
Source: the annotation of a GenBank genome assembly
AUGGCCAUUAAUUCUUCUGAUAAUUGUUGUCUUGAACCAAACUGCUUAAAUGAUGAUAUUCAAUUAAUUGCUGUUAUUGAUGAUCUUUUAAUGAAAGCUUUGAGUUCUGCCAGACAUGAAGCUGAUUCUUUAAGAAUACAACAACAAAAACAAAUUAGAGAAUUGGACGAUCUUAAAAGAGAUAUUCAAAGUUUAAGACGUACUGGGCAUGAAUUAAAUGCUAGUGAUGAUAAAUUAUUAGUAGAGAAUAGAAAUAUUAAAGAGCAAGUAAUUCUGUUACAAGAACGCCUUCAAAAAGCUCAUUCAGACGAAUGUACUCGUGCAGCUGAACUUUUAGCUGCUAAACGUGAAAUUGAGGAAUUACAACAAAAAUCGUUCAUAACUUCACGCCAAACUGCAGAAUUAGCAAGUUUACAAAUUGCUAUUAAGAACAAAGACAAACAAGAAGAACAGCAUAAACAAGAAUUAGCUGUUGCACGUCUACAGGCCGAGACAGCAAUAAAAGCAAAUACAGAGUCACUCAAGAGAUUAGAAUCUUUGGAAUUAAUACAUAGCGCUCUAGCCUCAGACCAUGAUCGUUUACAAAAUUUGCAUCAAAUGCUUAGCAGCGAUUAUGAUCGUGUAAUAACUCUUCAAAAAAAAUUGAAAGGAGAAAAGACUUUAAAUGAACAAUCACUUAAAGCUGAUUUUCUGAGAGAAAGAUCUAAUUUAGAGCUAGAAUUAGAGAAAGAGAGAACAGAACGCCAACGGGAAGUUCGCAAAGUUUCAGAACUUGAAAUUGAAUUGGAUCGUGUUAAUCGAGAAUUGAAUGAAUUAAAAAGAGACCAAAAUUCUGCUGCCAAUCGAAGCGAUACUUGUUUGGAUGAAUUGCGGCGUUUACGAAUUUCUGAAUGUGCACAAAAAUCGACAAUUUGUAAUUUAAAUGUAAUUAUUCAACAAUUAAAUAACGCUUUGACUGAAAAGGAUUUGGAAUUGGCUAAUUUAAGACGUCAAGUGGAGGUAGUAAAUGGGGAUUCUCCCCACAUAAUAAUCUAUUGA